Molecule: messenger RNA, 2193 nt
Organism: Purpureocillium lilacinum
Lineage: Eukaryota; Fungi; Ascomycota; Sordariomycetes; Hypocreales; Ophiocordycipitaceae
Biological process (GO): DNA-templated transcription; regulation of transcription by RNA polymerase II
Cellular component (GO): chromatin
Molecular function (GO): RNA polymerase II cis-regulatory region sequence-specific DNA binding; DNA-binding transcription factor activity, RNA polymerase II-specific; zinc ion binding
Source: RefSeq, a predicted model, not a curated record
AUGGGAGAGAUGGGUCAGCAUCACACCGGACAUGUCUCAAUCAAAGGCUAUGCCGAGACUGUCGGAAACUACGCGGAGAGGUCGCGAGAAGACCAACAGCAACAGGUCAUGUCGACUGGCUUCACUCCACAGACGCAGCCACCUCAGCCAACAUACGACGACUACAAUCUCUUCCUUGACGACUUUUCUUCUGCACCGCAUUUGUUGCCCCCUCAUUUUGAGCCGGACCAUCAGAUGGCUGUGUGGUCUCGCACACCGACGCAGAUGCACCCGAGAGGCAUUUCGAGACCGCCGUCUCAGUUUCCCUCUCGAUUUGCUUCCCUCGCUCCAGAUCUUCGCGAUGUUGGAGAGUCUGGCCCCCGAUUACAUGAAGACCCUGCAAGAGCGCCCUCUUUCCGCAUAUCGGCUGUUGACCACAACGUCAUCAAGAACCGGAUCGACGAGUAUUCCAGCGUUCUCCCGAGCGACUUCGUUUUCCCAUCCCGGCAUACCUUGACCAGAUUUCUUGAAGGCUAUAUCAGCGGGUUCCACGAGCACCUUCCUUUUCUUCACUUGCCAUCGCUGACGCCCUCGGAGUUGGCACCAGAGCUACUGCUUGCAAUCUUGGCUGUUGGCGCCCAGUAUCGCUUCGAGUUUAAUCGAGGAUAUGCUCUUUGGUACGCUGCCAAAGCCGUCGCUACAGAGCAGAUCCGGAGGCGGCAUAGCUCUGAGGUGCACGCUCUGCUGCCCACCGCAGCAUCGUACAGUCCACACUCUACGCGACCGUCGCCGAGCAUAAGUUACCGUCACUCUUUUGCAUCUGCUCAGUCCGAAAGACCGACGACACAGGACACACACCGUGAACCAUACUCCCCAAACACGCCACAAGCUCGGCUGGAGACUAUUCAAGCAGUGCUGCUCCUCUUCGCCGUCGGCCUUUGGGGUGCCAAGACGAUUUUACAGGACGCCCUGUCACUGCAGAGCACACUGGCGUUCUUGAUCCGUGAAGAGGGACUGAGCGUGGAGACCAGUCAGGCUGUGCUUACCGACUGGGACGCGUGGAUACGACUCGAGGGUGCCAACCGGACCAAGCUCAUUGCUUAUUGCUUCUUCAAUCUCUGCAGCACAGCGUACGACAUGCCGCCGCAACUUCUCACGUCCGAGCUGAACCUCUAUUUGCCUCUCCGGUCGCAGUUGUGGCGUGCCGAGACGUCAUGGCAGUGGCAAGAGCUGCGGCAGUCAACGCCCAUUGCCGAGAUCACUGUGCACGAGGCGUUUUCGCGUCUAUUUGGCCGGACAAGCCAGGGUCUCCCAGCGAAUCUCUCGGCUCUUGGCCACUACGUUUUAAUUCACGCUUUGAUUCAGCAUGUAUAUCUUCUGAAGCAGACAUCGUUUGCGGCUGGCUCGCCAUACGAUGUGCAGCGGACAUUGAAACCAGAGGACGUGGAAGAGGUGACUCAGGCUCUGCGGGUGUGGCAAACGAGCUUUGAGCACCGGCACCAACUGAAGGCGGCCGAAUCAGGCCACUACAUGAGCGCAGACUCGUUGACGGGCGGUUCACUGACUUUCAAUGCCACGGCAUUGCUGCGGCUGGCGUACAUCAGACUAAACACAGACAUCCCGCCAAGCCGGUCGCUGGAAACUCGAGACUCGAUGCUAAUUGCGUCUGCUCUAAGCACAACGCCGAUGCUGUUGCGAAGUCUGCGGCUACACCGGGCGGUGUUCCAGGCCGUCCACGCCUUGUCGAUGCUUGUCAAGGCUGGGGUGAACUACGUGGCGAGGGCAAAGUCGACCGAGUGGAGCAUACAGCAUUCCCUCUGCAACUUUGAGUGCGCAUUGCUGCUUGCCAAGUGGCUGCUCACUCUUGCCGCCAUAACGCCUUCAGACCCACCAGUGUCGCCAGAGGAAAGGAGUCUCUUGGAGACGGUCAGGCGGAUGCUGGAUGAGACAGAGUUCGCGGUGCCAAUCGAUCCAUCUCUGUCGGGGCCGGGUGCGAGUGGAGGACAAGGCGACAUGGCAAGCAGCGAUAGCGCCAAGCUGCGACAGCUGGCGAGUGCGGUAGUACGGCUCUGGGCGGAAACGUUCAAGGGAACUCACAUCUUCGACCUGGUGAAGGUCAUGGGUGCAAGCCUAGAUGGAUAUGCGGAUCUGGUUGACAAACCGCCGGGGAGGAGUUCGAUGGGCAGGAUCGCGUCAGAUGGGGGCGUGGCAUGA